AUGGCGUGGUUCUGGGGAUCCUCAACCAACACCCAGUAUGAGGAACUGGUUGAGAAGGCAUGUUCGCCCCUCAAGCUUGCGUUCCCGCAGGGCGAGGACAUUGCACUCAACCUUGAGAUCACGGACAUGAUCCGCUCCAAGGCUGUGCAGCCCAAGCAAGCGAUGCAAAGCUUGAAGGCUCGAGUGGCUAGCGCCAACGGUCGCGUGCAGAUGUACGCGUUGAGUUUGGUGGACACAUGUAUCAAGAACGGCGGCGAUCACUUCCUCGCCGAGAUCGCGAGCAAAGAGUUUGUUGACGAGAUGAUUGGCGUCGUCAAGGGGCCGUCCACAAACGCCGAUGUGCGACAGAUGGCGCUGCGGAUGUUCCAGAGCUGGGCGCUGGCGUUUGAGAAGAAGCGCGAGCUCGCCUUCUUGGUCGACGCGUACCACGACAUGAAGAACAGUGGCAUCAAGUUCCCGCCGCCGCCGGAACGGAAUAACUCGUCGCUUAUCGAGACGGCGACGGCACCGGCAUGGGUCGACUCGGAUGUGUGCAUGCGCUGCCGCACAGCAUUUACGUUUACGAACCGGAAACACCACUGCCGGAACUGCGGACUGGUUUUCGAUCAACAGUGCUCGAGCCGCUCGAUGCCCCUGCCUCACUUUGGCAUCCAGGACGACGUGCGAGUGUGCGAGAGCUGCUGGGUCAAGGCGGGCAAGAACAAGCCUGCGCCUGCUGUGCCGGGACGCACGCCACGCACGCGGCAGGACUAUGACGCGGACCUGCAGCGCGCGAUCGAGCUCAGUUUAGCGCAGGCACAGCCUGGCGCCAUGAUGGGAUCUGAGCCACCAUUGGCGCUCAGGACGGGCGCGCUCGACGAUGAGGACGAGCAGCUCCGCAUGGCGAUUGAGGCGAGCCUACGUGAGAUGGAGGCGCGCCCCUCUGCCCCGAUGGAGGAGGAGCUCAAGCCGCUGCCGACGUUCGACCUGAACCCGCGCGAGACCGAGACGGUCCUUACGUUCAGCAACGCGCUCGACAUGAUGGCCGCCUACGGCGAACGAGACUUGCACUCUUUGCCGCACGCGCGGUUGCUACACGACCAGGCGCUCGCCGUUGGCGGCAAGCUCCAGCGCAACGUCGAGGAGAAGACGACCAAGGCUCAGAUGCUGCAGGAGAUGCAGGGCAAGCUUGGCGAGGCUGUCGCGAUGUAUGGCCGCAUCCUGGACGAGCAGCAGGCCUACGCCCAGCGCAAGGCCCAGGAGGCGCAACACGCCGCAUACUACCAGCAGUACGGAUACCGAUACCAGCAGCAGCAGCAGCAGCAGCAGCAGGGCUACUACAUCCCGCCAGCACAACAGCCCUACACGAACGGGUACGCGCUGGCCGCUGCACCGCAGGCACCACCUCAACAGGCCCCAGCCCAACACGCCCCUUCGAUGUACCCCUCGAUGCCGCAUGCCACGGACCCAUACGCGUACCGACCUCAGCACGCACCGUGGCAGCCUCAGCAGCCCUCCCGCCAGUCCUCGUAUGCGCAGUACGCUGCCCCCGAUCCUCAGCUCCCCACCGCCGCUCCUUCCGCCCCCACCCCGUCCGCUCCCGCUGUCACGACCGCCACUCCUUCCGCCUCUGCCCUCGCUUCUUCGUACACAGUGGCCUCGGCCCCACCACCCAUCGACAUGGCCUCGCACCCCUCCAUGUCCCCGUCGGUCGCAUCCACCGUGCCCCUCCCUUCAUCGCCAUUGCAGCAGCCGAGCUACGUCGCAGCGCCUUCCGCACCGUCCGCACCGUCCGCACCAGCACGAACUGCCUCGUACUCGUCGACGAAGAGCCCAGUCGAGGCGCCCGUCGCUGCGUUUGCCAAUCCCUGGGAGAGCGCAGCGUCCGCCCCUCCUCACGCCCAGCCCCAGCAUGCUCCUCCACAGCCUCAGCAGGUCCCACCUCAGCAGGCACCUCCUCAGCAUCAGCCGCAGCAGGUCCCACAGGGAUGGUACACGCCUUCCAUGUUCCCGUCAGCGCCUGGCGUCGCGCCAUUCCCCUCAGCACCGCAGGAAGCACCUGCUGUUAAGCAGCAGCCGGUCGAGGAAGCGCUCCUGAUCGAGCUGUAG
This is a messenger RNA of Cutaneotrichosporon cavernicola, 2088 nucleotides long. RefSeq lists its product as uncharacterized. Gene Ontology annotation, molecular function: phosphatidylinositol binding; metal ion binding; ubiquitin binding. The transcript is spliced from 3 exons. The coding region runs from base 1 to 2088 and encodes 695 amino acids. The record is from RefSeq and is a predicted model, not a curated record. Gene Ontology annotation, cellular component: early endosome. Gene Ontology annotation, biological process: endocytic recycling; receptor internalization. Lineage: Eukaryota; Fungi; Basidiomycota; Tremellomycetes; Trichosporonales; Trichosporonaceae.